Molecule: messenger RNA, 3644 nt
Organism: Medioppia subpectinata
Lineage: Eukaryota; Metazoa; Arthropoda; Arachnida; Sarcoptiformes; Oppiidae
Source: the annotation of a GenBank genome assembly
CGGAGGUCAUCGAACCAAACGAAUUCAUCACUACCUCGAACUAUAUUCCAUCGGGCGCUCGAAGCCAGUCAUCUGGAAUGGGAUGACUCCCAUCUCAGGUUCAUUCUGGAACACGACGGGCCCGUCCUCUAUGAGCCCCACUCAUCCGAUUCAUUCAAUUAUCAGGGAUACCCCCUUUGGAACGGUAUGUCAUCGAACCAAACGAAUUCAUCACUACCUCGAACUAUAUUCCAUCGGGCGCUCGAAGCCAGUCAUCUGGAAUGGGAUGACUCCCAUCUCAGGUUCAUUCUGGAACACGACGGGCCCGUUCUCUAUGAGCCCCACUCAUCCGAUUCAUUCAAUUAUCAGGGAUACCCCCUUUGGAACGAGAACAUCCCAACCGCUUGUGCCAGAGUUGAAGCGCUCAGAUCUCACGGCUACCGAUCAGAAGCCCUACGUUUGGCCGUCUCUAUAGUCAGAACAUUAAAGAAACAUCAGUCCGACUGUCAGAAUAUGUGGCACUCGGACCCCAAACCCAGCGCCUCGACAUCGACGUCAACACAUUCCCAUUCAGUACAUUGCAAUAACGAGGGUUGGAUCGGACACCCGCUCGACCCGAUUGGCUCACUGUUCGACACAUUAGCGGAGGCCUCACUCACGCCUGAGUGCAAGCCUUUGGACUCCUAUUACGGCUCCUUUACGACUGAGAUCUCAAACAAUACAAAUACUACAAACACUAACACUAAUAGUCAAAUGGCAUCCAUUAUACCCGAAGACUCAAUGACACACAAUAAUACAAAUCUUGCGGUUUCGGUGGUUAGAGAGAGGCCUCGAUAUCAGCACAUAGUAGUGCCGGGAACUAGAGAUAGAAGCGAAACCUAUUUGACGUUAGCCAUGGAAUCGGGUCUAAUAGGUUUGGGUCAACAGAGGCUAAUGCCGGCCGGAUUUUACGCACAGGAAAAGGCGUGCAAACAGGAGGACCGCAUGAUUGCCAAAUUGCAAGACAUCGAACUCGACUCCACAUUACUAUCGGUUCUUCGACGACAAACGAUGACACUUCUCGAUGGCGGACCGUUCAGUGGUUUGGGAACUGGCGUUCAUCCCGAAAGUGUUCCGAUGCAUACAUUUGCCAAAUAUAUGUUCAACGCUUUACUUAAUUUUGAUCACGACUUAUCAUAUAAUGUCGGCUUAAGAGCCAUGAGGCUUCCAAUACUCGAAGAUCACGACGAUAUCGAUGACAAUGGGAUCGGUAUUCAUAGCGGCGUUUUGGGUCGAUAUCCGCGAUGGUUUACAUUAGCACACAUAGAGAUGCAACAGUGCUCUCUCGCCUCAACCAUGUUGUCUGCAGCCAAGAGUGAUAUCAACCGAUUGCGAUCAGUGUUGAAGUCAGCACAACGUAAUAUUCACAGUUCGACUCAACUGUUUAAGUUGGCUCAGGACGCGUUCCGAAUCGCGGCGCCAGUGGACGGCGGCCCCCGUCACGGCCACCUCCUCACCGCCUCCUUUGAAUUAGGCCUACAAGUGAUGCGAAUGACUUUGUCGUCGUUGAGUUGGCGCCGACGAGAUAUGGUUAGAUGGCUCGUGACGUGCGCCACCGAAGUGGGUCUCGACGCCCUCAUCUCGAUUAUGCAGAGCUGGUACGGCCUCUUCACGCCCACCGAAGCCACGGGUCCGGUCGCCAGCUCUAUAAUGUCUCACUCGACUGUUAUGAGACUCGCGUUGGACUUCAGUCAACAGGAAGAGCUAUCGACGUGCGCCCGAACGCUAGCCCUCCAGUGCGCCACUAAAGACCCGCCCAAUUGCGCUCUCAAUGCGCUGACACUCUGCGAGAGCGAUCAGUUGGCCUUUGAGGCCGCCUAUCAAAUAGUAGGCGACGCCGGCUCUACGGGUGUAAUGAAUAGCUCGCAACUAUUCACUGUCGCCCGUUAUAUGGAGCACAGGGGCUAUCCCUUACGUGCCUACAAACUGGCCGUUUUGGCCACAAAAGGGGUCCACAUUUCAUACAACGGCGAUAAUCACCCGUCGAUUAGCGACGUUCACUGGGCGUGCGCUCUCGCACACGGACUCGGCAAGAAUGAGUUGUCCGGUUUGGUGCCACUACUAGUGAAGAACGUUCAGUGCGCUCCUGUCCUGUCAGACAUACUGAGGCGGUGUUCAAUCGGCGCUCCGGGUGUGGGCACGUGUAGUAGUGAGAAGCGUCGGUGUCUAAAGUCUCUGCCAUUAGAUAAGCCUCCGUUGCGACAACUGUUGGACGCGGCCAUUACUGCUUACGUGAACACAACUCACUCACGCCUCACACACAUAAGUCCCCGACAUUACGGCGACUUCAUUGAGUUCCUGGGAAAGGCUAGAGAGACGUUCCUAUUGGCACCGGACGGUCACCACCAGUUCGUAUCACUCAUUGAUAACAUGAAAAUGGUAUAUAAGGGCAAAAAGAAGCUCAUGUUUCUAGUCAAGGAACGGUUCGGUUGACCCAACCCUUCAUUAGAACCAUUUGUCAAUUCAUUUUAAACUAAUUUAUAACUUAACUUCCAAUCCUCUCUUAAUAUGUAUUUAGUUUUUAAAUAACAAUUUAUGCAAACACUUACGCAUUAGUGUCAGAGCUAUUCAUAUGGUUUCGCUACUCAUAUGACUUAACUCUGUAUUUAUAGAUGAAUUGAGAGCUCGAUUGCAUUGGUUUGCAAUAAGUAUUAGAUCUCUUCCCGCAUUAAAAUGAGUUUCGUUACUAAAGCCAAGUAUAGCACUAAACGUAGUACUACUGGACCAGUACUAUAGCACCGCUUACUCUAAUCCAAGUCAUAAUUAUUUGUACCUCAUUUCGAACCAAAGACUAUUCAAUUCUUCAAUUCUCGCCCUAAUAUGUGAUUAUAGAUCUGCUAAACAAUUAUUCAUUGAAAGUAUCCAUACAUUCAAAUAUCAUUGCAAUCAACACUCGUUUUAUAUGAUUAUAUAUACAGUAAUGCAUUCAUACAUGCAUUCAAUUGAUAUACAAUUUACAUUCCUUUGAUUGAAGUUAAUUUUUGAAUGAAUUGAUGGCUAAAUCAUACCCUAAAACAUUAAACCACUUCUUUAUGAGAUGCACUCCAAAGUAGACACGAAUUGAGUUUUUUAAUUACUUGACCCAAAAUUAAUUUAAUAUAAUUUAAUAUAAUUAGAAUGAAAUGUUUUUAUAAUCACUGCUAUUGAAUGUGUUGUAAACUAAAUGAUUAAUUAGAUUGAAAAUUGUUUGAGAAAAAGAAACAAUAAUUGAAAUUCUUAUUGAAAAUGAUGGGAUGGAAAGUGCAAUACCAAAGCACUCCUCACUAUUAACAUUUCAAAACCAAUUAUUGUUUUUAACACUCUUUCUGUUGAAUUAAUUCUGUUUUUAGCUAAUAAUGAUAUGAAGAUUCAAAUACAUGUACAAUACAGCUGAUGGUAAUGAUGACCAGCCCCUGCCCUACCCUACUCUCUCACUAUCUCCUAACCCCCUCCCCUUCCCGUCUCUCUCCCCCACCUGUGAAUAAUCUGUGAUCUAAUCUGAAUGCAGUGCAGACAUAAUAUUCAAAUAAAAGCAUACUUUUUGAGAUUUAUUCAAACAAAUCCUUUGUAUAACUCGUAUUGAAAUUUAUGCAAACAAUUGGAGAAAUAAUUAGAGAAAAAUCGACAACUCUUUACAAACAAAUCGG